AUGACGGGGAAAGCGGGGGAAGCGCUGAGCAAGCCCAAAUCCGAGACAGUGGCCAAGAGUACCUCGGGGGGCGCCCCGGCCAGGUGCACGGGGUUCGGCAUUCAGGAGAUCCUGGGUUUGAACAAGGAGCCCCCCAACUCCCACCCGCGGGCUGCCCUCGACGGCCUGGCCCCCGGGCACUUGCUGGCGGCGCGCUCGGUGCUCAGUCCCGCAGGAGUGGGCGGCAUGGGGCUACUGGGGCCCGGGGGGCUCCCCGGCUUCUACGCGCAGCCCACCUUCCUGGAAGUGCUGUCCGACCCGCAGAGCGUCCACUUGCAGCCGCUGGGAAGAGCGUCGGGGCCGUUGGACACCAGCCAGACGGCCAGCUCGGAUUCUGAAGAUGUUUCCUCCAGCGACCGAAAAAUGUCCAAAUCGGCUUUAAACCAGACCAAGAAACGGAAGAAGCGGCGACACAGGACAAUCUUUACUUCCUACCAGCUAGAGGAGCUGGAGAAGGCAUUCAAUGAGGCCCACUACCCAGAUGUCUAUGCCCGGGAGAUGCUGGCCAUGAAAACGGAGCUUCCAGAAGACAGGAUACAGGUCUGGUUCCAGAACCGCAGGGCCAAGUGGAGGAAACGGGAGAAGUGCUGGGGCCGGAGCAGCGUCAUGGCGGAGUACGGCCUCUACGGGGCCAUGGUGCGGCACUCUAUCCCCCUGCCAGAGUCCAUCCUCAAGUCCGCCAAGGACGGCAUCAUGGACUCCUGUGCCCCGUGGCUGCUGGGGAUGCACAAAAAGUCGCUGGAGGCAGCCGCGGAGUCGGGGAGGAAGCCCGAGGUGGAGCGCCAGGCCCCGCCCAGACUGGACAAGAUGGAGCCGGAGGAGCGGGGCCCCGACCCUCCAGCGGCCAUGUCCCAGGAGGAACUGAGAGAGAACAGCAUUGCCGCGCUCCGAGCCAGAGCUCAGGAGCACAGCACCAAAGUGCUGGGGACUGUGUCUGGGCCCGACAGCCUGGCCCGGAACGCCGUGGAGCCCGAGGAGGAGGAGGCCAUGGACGAAGACAGGCCCACGGAGAAGCUGAGUCCGCCGCAGCUGGAGGACAUGGCUUAGAUCAAGGGCUCGCAGAUCCCGAGCCCCAGGACUCUGCUCUCCUCGGGGCCUGUGGUGUUGGGAGGUGUUCUCUGAGGCAGGGCUUGGGCCUGGCCUCUGCCACCCUCCUCCUGCCCCACGGGGGCCCCCAUGACCCCCCCGGGGCUGAUUUCAGGCACAACUCAGUUCUGGCCAAGGGUUUGGGCCGUGCUGAGACACCCCCUAUCUAGUCUUGACCUCUCUGGCAUCUUCCUUCUCAUCCCAACAUCCCUGCCUCAGAAGCCUUCUUGCUGCCCCAAACCAUCUCCUCAAGCCACUUUCACUCAACCCCUUGGUGACUCUCAGUGUCCAGAUCCACCCCUCACUCUGUUCUCUUGCUUGAAAGAGGCCCCCCAGCCCCGCUCCCUAGCCCUAUACCCCCUGUGGAUUCUGCUCUGCCCAGGCCCAAAGCCCACUGCUGCCAACUCAUUACCUGCCGCAACAGUACCAGGGACUGAGGACCUGCAUUCUAGUACCAGUGCCCUGAGCUCCCCCAGGCUUUGGCAAAACUGUGCUCCUCGGCCUGUUCCCUCCUGAGGGCCUGGGCCUCCGCAGUGUGGAUAUUACCCCCCCAAAACACAUACCCAUAGGCCCAAGCUCAACCUCUGCCCCACCCCAUUGAUGGGGCCCAGAUUCCAGGUUAAACUUGGAAGGUGUUCUCCUGAACCCCUCAGCCCCCCUCCAUCUCAUGUCCUCUGUAGUCACCCUUGUGAACCUGCCUGCCCUCUCCACCCACCCCGCCCCCACCCUCGGCCUGCCCCACUGCUCUCCCCAGCAUGAGACCACAGACACUCUACCUGUAGAGUCCAGGGCCAGUGCCCUGCAGACAGCAGGCACCUGUCAAAAAUGCUGUGGUCAGGGCACUGUUGGGGAGGCCAGACUCUUACCCAGAGCCUUUGGGCCUGCGUUCUGAA
This is a messenger RNA of Mustela lutreola (European mink), 2018 nucleotides long. RefSeq names its product visual system homeobox 2 (gene VSX2). Gene Ontology annotation, cellular component: nucleus. Gene Ontology annotation, molecular function: DNA-binding transcription factor activity, RNA polymerase II-specific; sequence-specific double-stranded DNA binding. Gene Ontology annotation, biological process: regulation of transcription by RNA polymerase II. The record is from RefSeq and is a predicted model, not a curated record. The transcript has 5 exons. NCBI's taxonomy places the organism in Eukaryota, Metazoa, Chordata, Mammalia, Carnivora, Mustelidae. Bases 1 to 1086 code for a protein of 361 amino acids.